Melitaea cinxia (Glanville fritillary) is the source of this 1048-nucleotide messenger RNA. RefSeq lists its product as uncharacterized. Bases 1 to 825 code for a protein of 274 amino acids. NCBI's taxonomy places the organism in Eukaryota, Metazoa, Arthropoda, Insecta, Lepidoptera, Nymphalidae. The record is from RefSeq and is a predicted model, not a curated record. The transcript is spliced from 2 exons.
AUGGCUAGAAAUAGAAAAUCUACACCAACGACAAUGCCACAAACGCCUAGGCUAGCUAGGAGUAUGACAACGAAACGGAAAGAAACCGCAGUUAUUGAAAGUUCUGUUUUUCCGCCGCCACGAAGACCUCGUAUAAGUAACAGGCCUUUAAAAGACACAGAGAUAUACAAAAACCUCGUGUCUGAAAGUGAUGACAACUGCAGUAAUUUUGACGACGACGUGGACGAUCCUGAUUUUGUUCUGGAAAGCAAUCACAACACGGAAUCUGAACAAUCCGAAGACGACGAGAAUCAAGCCGUGAAUCACGAUGUAAAUGAGGGUCGCCAGGAAGAAAUCAGUUUAGACCACGAACAUGAAGAAAAUACAAGUGAAAUAGAAAUUGAAGGAAGUCAUAACGGCAAUGGACAGAAUGAAGAACAGGAUAGCAACAAACCAGUCAGACAAGAACAGUGUAAUGAAGAUAGCGGUAUCAAUUCUUAUGUGCUUUACAAUAAAUGCACAAAUAAAGUUAAUAUGAGACGUGGCCCUUUUCUACUAUCACUUGCUAGAGAAUUAGUUCUGCCAGAAAUGAAAUUACGUGUGUAUAAUGACAGAAUCCCCCGUGAACUUCGGCUAACUAUAGAGCGUGUUAUUAGACCAACCGACAUGCUUGAACCUCCGUCUCCAAAAGGCCAAGCUAAUUCAGAUCCCAGAACGCGGAAGACGUGUGCAAUUUGUCCAAGUCGCCUAAAAAGAAGGACAAAGUAUUAUUGCUAUCAAUGCAAAAAGCCAAUGUGUCUUACUUGCUGUCUUCAAAUAUGCAAUGACUGUAUACUACAACGUUGAAAAUGUACCAAAUAUGUGUCUUGUAAAUUUUUUUAUUAUUGAAGGAAGACUAAUUACUUUUGUUCUUUUUUAAUUAUAGUACAAAGAAGUAACGAUUUUUUAAGUUCAUUUUUUGAUUGAUGAGUAGAUUUUUUUUAAAAAAGAGACUGAAUAAAGUUCCUAAAUUUAGCUAAGCAAUUAUUGUGUAUUCAUGAAUAAAUGUUGAUUAUUUUUAAAAUAAGAA